AUGCUGCUCCGUGGGACAAUAUCUUUGUUGCUGGCCUGCCUGGCGUUCGUCCAGCUAGGCUUCUGCGCAGAGGACUUCUACAAGGUUCUUGGAAUAGAUCGCCAAGCUACCGACAAGCAAAUAAAGACCGCCUACAGGCAACUCAGCAAGAAAUAUCACCCAGACAAGAACCCAGGAGAUCCGACAGCCGAGGGCAAGUUUGUCCAAGUCGCCGAAGCAUAUGAAGCACUUAUCGAUCCUGAGCUUCGCCAAGUCUACGAUCGCCACGGCCAUGAAGGCGUGAAGCAGCGCCAGCAAGGCGGCGGCGGUGGCGGCCACCACGACCCGUUCGAUCUCUUCAGCCGAUUCUUUGGUGGCGGCGGCCACUACCAGCGCGGCCAGCCUCGCGGACACAACCUCGAAGUCAAGGUCGCCAUCUCGCUGCGCGACUUCUAUAAUGGCCGUGACACCGAGUUCUCCUGGGAAAAGCAGCACAUCUGCGAGGAGUGCGACGGCUCGGGCUCUGCCGACGGCGAGGUCGACCGGUGCUCCACGUGCGGCGGCCACGGCGUGCGCAUCAUCAAGCACCAGCUGGCACCGGGCAUGUUCCAGCAAAUGCAGACGCAGUGCGACGCGUGCGGCGGGCGGGGCAAGACGAUCAAGCACAAGUGCCCCGUGUGCAACGGCGACCGGGUGAUCCGCAAGGCCACGCCCGUUUCUCUCAAGGUCGAGCGCGGUGCCCCCAGGGACUCCCGCGUCGUCUACGAGAACGAGGCCGAUGCCAGCCCGGACUACAUCGCCGGCGACCUCAUUGUCACGCUCGUCGAGAAGGAGCCCAGCCUCGAGGAGGACAACCCGGACCACGUGGACGGCGUGUUCUUCCGCCGCAAGGGCAACGAUCUGUUCUGGCGGGAGAUUCUGUCGCUCCGCGAGGCCUGGAUGGGCGACUGGACGCGCAACAUCACGCACCUGGACGGCCACGUGGUGCGCCUGUCGCGAAAGCGCGGUGAAACCGUGCAGCCCGGCCACGUCGAGACCGUCGAGGGCGAAGGCAUGCCCAUCUGGCACGAAGAGGGCGACUCGGUUUACCACAAGACUGAAUUCGGCAAGCUCUACGUCGAGUACACGGUCGUGCUACCCGACCAGAUGGAGACGGGCAUGGAGAAGGAGUUCUGGUCUGUGUUCCAAAAGUGGCGCGGCAAGGUCGGCGUCGAUUUGCACAAGGACAGCGGCAGACCAGAUGAGCCCAUCUCCGCGGGCGCUCAUGACGAAUUAUGA
This is a messenger RNA of Microdochium trichocladiopsis, 1257 nucleotides long. RefSeq names its product chaperone dnaJ 2. The transcript has 3 exons. The record is from RefSeq and is a predicted model, not a curated record. Lineage: Eukaryota; Fungi; Ascomycota; Sordariomycetes; Xylariales; Microdochiaceae. Gene Ontology annotation, cellular component: cytoplasm. Bases 1 to 1257 code for a protein of 418 amino acids. Gene Ontology annotation, molecular function: Hsp70 protein binding. Gene Ontology annotation, biological process: protein refolding.